Myxocyprinus asiaticus (Chinese sucker) is the source of this 3359-nucleotide messenger RNA. Its product is annotated as zinc-binding protein A33-like. Lineage: Eukaryota; Metazoa; Chordata; Actinopteri; Cypriniformes; Catostomidae. The transcript is spliced from 6 exons. The coding region runs from base 113 to 1537 and encodes 474 amino acids. The record is from RefSeq and is a predicted model, not a curated record. Gene Ontology annotation, molecular function: zinc ion binding; protein binding.
GUGAGAACACCUGUAAACUAGACAACAGGUUCAGCUGACACCCAAAAGAGAUGUCAAACACAGAACAAAAUCCCUCCUGAGAACCUGAGAAAAGUCAUACCUGUUUGAGGACAUGUCUGCAAAUCUUCCAGAAGAGGACCUCUCCUGUCCCGUGUGCUGUGAAAUCUUCAAGCAUCCAGUUCUUCUGCCAUGCAGCCACAGUUUCUGCAGGAGCUGUUUGGAGCACUUCUGGGAUAGCGCAAGUUCUCGCAGCUGCCCCGUCUGCAGGAGAAGAGCUUCCAAGAAAAGCCCUCCCUCUAAUCGGGCCCUCAAAAACCUGUGUGAAGCUUUUCUGCUGGGGAGAGGCCAGGGCAAUGCUUCUGGAUCCAACACAUUGUGCUGGAGACAUGGUGAAAAGUUCAAACUUUUCUGUUUAGUAGAUCAAGAACCCAUCUGUGUGGUAUGCCAAGCUUCAAAAAUGCACAAAGGUCAUGACUGCUCUCCCACAGAAGAGGCGGCUCUGGAUUGUAAGGAUAAACUCUCUGCUGCCAUGAAAGUAUUGCAACAUAAGCUGGAAGUAUUCAGUAAAGCAAGACAGUCCUCUGCCUUUACUUUGGAGUACAUAAAGAUUCAGGCACAGCGAGUUGAGAGACAAAUGAAAGAGGAGUUUCUCAAGCUUCACCAGUUUCUGUAUGAGGAGGAAGAGCGCCGGUUGUCAUCACUCAUGGAGGAAGAAGCGCAUAGAGUGGAGGCCAUGAAGAACAGAGAUGAUGAUAUUGCAUGGAGGAUAUCAUCUCUUACAGACAUGCUCAGCACAAUGGAACAAACCAUAAACGCUGAAGAUUUGACAUUGUUGCAGAACUUCAAAGCUACCAAUGAGGGAUCAUGGAGCACAUUGCAGGAUCCAGAAUGUGUAUCUGGAUCUUUGUUGGAUGAGCCUAAGUAUCUUGGCAACCUGAAGUACAAGGUCUGGCAGAAGAUGCAGGCAGUUGCAAAAUAUAAUCCUAUAAUUCUGGACCCAAACACAGCUCACCCUUGUCUGACACUGUCAGAUGACCUCACCAGUCUCCACUAUAGCAUCCCAAACCACGGUCGCCCUGAUAACCCUGAACGUUUCCACGUGAGUGCAGAGGUGCUGGGCUCCACUGCCUUUAGCUCAGCAAGCCACUGCUGGGAGAUUGAGGUCGGCGAAAAUGAAGACUGGAUCCUGGGCUUGGCCAGCGAGAAUGUGAAGAGAGAUCAGGAAGUGCCUGCGAGACCAGAGAAUGGCUUCUGGACCAUCUGCCUGCGUGAUGGGCAAUACAGGGCCAUGGCAUCACCCCCGACAGCUCUUAAAGUGAAUGAAAAACUGCAGAGGGUCAAAGUUCAGCUGAACUGGGAUCGUAGGGAGGUGGUUUUCUCAAACUCAGCAUGUCAAGAGAUUCUAUACUCUUUCAAUCAUGCCUUUACAGAGAAGUUGUUACCGUAUUUCUACACACAAAGUAAACAUCCUUUAAGAAUCUUAUCCAAGCCAGUGUUGGUAUCCAUUAAAGAGGAGGGUUUAUGUUUAGGAAAAUAAUUUCAUUGAAGAAGGUUGCUGCAAAAUUUACAUACUAAAUUAUACUUUACCCAUAGUAAUAAUUUGAAAUAGGUAAUUACAUACAGACCAAAGUGGAAUCAGAUUUUUUUUAAGGCGCAGAUUUUAAAAACAUUAUUUUCGCGGUCUAUUUUGUACUGCCUCUAUUCUGUCUUAAUGAUUGUUUGUCAGUACAAUGCAUGCAGUCAGUAUGAAUCUUUGUCUGAACUCAUAGAUCAAUGAAAGCUCAUUAAGUCAAACAUAUUUUGUGUUUGUUAUCUCCAAGUGUUAUAGGUGCAACUAAUAACCGUGCAUAAGCGUGUUUGUGAUCAAGGUGAAAAGGAUAAAUAAUAUGCAGUGUGUGCUGUGACAGUUUUAAGAAUACAGCUGCCGGAAGGCGAAAACAACUGAGAAGGUACACCCCCCCUCCCCCGAAGGCCAAAAGGGGCCUGGCAGGUGCUUUGCAUGGGCCCGUACUAUCAAAGUUACGCCACUGAUCAGAAAUAUGCACACACAUAUUGUAGAAAGAUGGAACAGGAGUGUCCGUGUUUGACAGUGUAGUGACAUUGUUAGACAAUGCAAGUUAUUACAACAUUUUUGAAGAUUUUUGAGAUAUAUAUAUAAGAAUCUUUUUAAAAACUAAAUAUUUCCUCCAACAUGUACCUUUAAAGGCAUAGUUCACUCAAUAAUGAAAAUUCUGUUUCACUUUCACUUUCUUAAAACUAUUAUGACUUUCUUUCUUCUGCAUAACACCAAAGGAGGCCUUUUGUAGGAUGCUCUGUUUGCUGUUUUACAUAUAAUUACUUUAAUGUAUACUUUUAAUACAUAAGACUAUUUAUCCCUGUAAUUCAUGUAUGAAACCCACAUGAGCCUUACUUGGUUUGUUUUUACCAAUUAACUUCAGUGAUAAUACACCCAAAUGACCUAAUAGCUUUGAUAAUAACUUCAACUGCUCCAAAAUCAACAUGUUGUAAAAGCACACAAAGAACCAUAUAUUAAAGGUGCACUCAGUAAUUUUUUGAAGUAUGUCAAAGUAUGGCUUACAUUGGCUUACACUGGUACCUAGUGGCCUGGAUGCUGCAUCAUUCAAACAUUGUAGUUUUCAGUUACCAAUGCCAUUGUAGAAAUUCACUUUGCAUAGUAACACAGGAUUAAUUUAAUCAAUGAAUGAAAGUGUCCACUAACAGGGCAGUUAUUGAGAUUAAGCGAGUAGCAUUCAGCUGGUCAUGUGAUGCUAACAUGGCUGCCCCCAUGAGGUGCCCCUGCCCAUGUAGAAUAAAACAGCUUUUAUUAGGUUACUGAUAUGACUGAACUCUUCAACUCACAUGAAUGAUUAUGAUUUUAUACAUAUGUUCCAAAAUUUCUAUUCAUUUCUUUAGAAGUAAAACUUUUUAAAUGAGUAAAAAAAUUACUGAGUGAACCUAUAAACCUACUGCUGUAAUUGGAGACAGCUGCUUUGUAGGUGCACUCCAUCUUUUCGACCACCAGAUGGGAGUAACAUGCAGCAUAAAGAAGACCAUGUAAGUAAUGAACCCAAUUUCAAAACAUUGGUUUGAAAAUCCUCAUUGUUUUUCAGAAAGCUGUGGUUCUUAACAAUUGUUGUGUUCCUGGCAUAUUUCAUACACAUUGGUGAAUAAAUGAUAACACUGUUACUGUUGAUUAUUACCUUGUGGGUACACAGCUGAAUGCUGUUGUUGUGAACUUGUGUAGGCGACUUCCUGUUUAUAGACAUAUUUACGCUAUAUAUGUUUACAUAUAUCUAUAUAUAUGUUUUAUGUUCCUUCUGGUCAACCACAACAGACUUUCCAAUAAAUUGACAUACUUU